GUUACUGCUCGACGUUCUCGCAUGUUAUCAUCACUGCCGCCGACCUUCUUCUUCCUUUUGUUGUUUUUGUCGUUUUAAUCGUCGUCGGACCUUUUUUGUUUUCUUUUCGUGUUUCACUCACUGUCUCUCCCGCCCAAGUCGAUAUCGUCACCGGGAUGCAUCCUUGUUGAACAAGCAACGCAGAGGAGAAAUUUGUGUAACCUGGUCGUUUCGCAAACACGAUCGGCAUUCGUUUCGAUUUCAUUCAUUCGUCUCCAACAUUUUCACAACAUCGCCAACAACGUCCCUCACUCUCUUUUCGAGAGGCGGCACAUUGCGCCAUGGAGGCCACUACCCUCAUCACAUUCCUUUUCAAUACUAAACCACAAUACCGAACUAUCGAAUUGUUCGGAUCAUGGGACAACUUCAAUCUCCCAUAUCGCAUGCACCAUGACCGCCGUCGGGGCAAUGGAGUCUGGUCGGGUUGCUUUCAGUUCGAGAACAUCAUCUUCGAUGGCGGACGCAGCGAAGGCGACGACACGCAACUGGCGUGGAGCCGACCUCGGACGGGAGGCUUGAAGCAAGGCGGCACUUACUGGUAUUACUACCGGAUGAACUAUGAGCAAGACGCCUACGAUGAUCGACUACCUUUCACCAAUGACUGCCCACUGAUGCCCGGUCAGACGGUCAACAUUCUUGAAGUACCCAUCGAGCAGAUCCGCCUCCCGCCGCGCUGCCGGACGGCCCAUGCCGACAUCACAACCUCGUCCAAAGUCAACCGACCGGAACUACAGGCCCGAGCGCAGUCUCUUGAUCCCGCGAGCAAGUAUGCUAAGCUUAACCCUCCACCAUUCUCCAAGCUAUACAAGAAUUGCAAGUCGGACCAUGCUCUCAGCGGUCGACUAGAGAGUGUCCCUGCGUUGAUCCUCGAGGAAGAGCGUCGUGCCAAAAGCGAACGCAGGAAUGUAGCAAGAAAGACCGGAAAGCUUACUCCAUUGCCCUCGAGACAAGCGUCGGGCUCUGCUCACUCAAAGUACAGCGAAGUCAGCCUCAUGAGCGAAAGCUCAAGGUCGGGUCCCCGCAGCUCUCGCCAUGACAGCACUGAUAUGAGCAGAGGUCGCUCUGCUCCAGGUUCCGCGCCGAUCUCUUUUGUCUGCGACGACAGCGAUGAACAUGUGGCGAUUCUGGUCAACGCGCAUGCCGAGCAGGAACGAGGACUCUCCUCCCGAGCGAAACACGUUCUGAAACCAGAAUACCCCUACCCUAAUGUUUUGGGCGCGUCGCCGUUGACUUCGAUCGACCUGCUCGCCGCGACGCUCUUUCCCUGCGAGGACGAUAUCGAUGAUCUAGAACCCAAUUCGCCGCGCGUGGUAGAUUUGGCGGAAACGCCGGCGGUCGAAGAACGUCGCGACUCGGGACAGGAUGGUGAAGUCAUUGCAUCGAUUGUCGCAGCCGCUUCUCCUCUACGCCUUGCUAUUCCCAGCCGGGAGAGCGAUGCGGUUUCUCUACAAAACCGACCAAAAUCCGCUGGUCGUCAGGACUCCACCUCACUGGCCUCGCCGCCUCGACCGGAUACUACAAUCUCCGGCUCGAUUCGUUCUACCAUCGGCGACAGCCCUCCAACGCAACAACGGCAAGGUCAUCCUGAUAUCUACUCUCAGCCAAACCUCACCCUUCAGGGCGCGCCUUCGCCUAUUCGGCCACAGUUGUGUCCAGGCGGUCGUGCAGCAGCUCGACAUUCAUAUCCCGGUUGUGGCCUCCAAUUAUUAACGCCUCAGACGGCUGCUGCGCUCGUCGGCGGAAACGUCAUCUCGGGCAGGAGGGGAAGUGCAAUUGAUUUUUCGCGCCAUCGUCGUCUUCAUCAGCCUCACGAAGCCCCGGCGCACCACCGUGACUCUGCUGGAUCUUCUGCCAUGCUCCUCACGCCGACCUUUUCUGCAUGUACCAUAAGUUCCAGCGACGGUCCGAGAACGCCCAUGACAACCACCAUGUUCAAUCCGAUCUCCACAUUCGGCCGUCUACCAUCUCCCACGGAUGAGAUCGAUUUCGACAUCGAUAUCAACAACACGACGGCUCUGGACAUGUCUACCGUGACCGCACUGGAGAAGCCCAUCUCACCGAAACAACUCGAAUCUCACGCGGUUUCUCGUCCACGACCUAAAACCGCCACUGCUGCAACAGGUGACCGAAUCGUCGGUCUUGUCGUCAAAAAUGAGGAUCUUCUUCUCAGUCCCGACGACCGUAAGAACAGCAUCGCAAGUACAGCGCCCUCCAGCCCGUCCUCAUACCGCACCACCCUGGACGAUAUGCUCACGAGUACGCCCAAAUACUCUUUCGAGUCGCCACAGGUCGCACGAGAAUCCUUCAUCGAGCGAAUCGCUUCGUACGCUUCCGUCACGACAGCGACAGCCGCACUCGCUGAGACAGUCUUUAUUUCUCCGCCGGGCGCAUAUCCCCCUUCUCUGGUGACUGAGACAUCCUGCGCGGAUCUCAGCACCAGCGAUACAUCCACCAUCGAGCCACCCUCCCAGCCACUGACUCACCCUCCAUCACCGACCAGACUCCCCCCUCCGCCUCCUGUGCCUGCACCCAUACCUGUACCUACAACAGCACCUCCUGCGCCGCCGACAACGACAUCAAAAACAACCACAGCACAAAUAACAACCACGCCGCUACCCAUCCUAUCUCCCCCACUCCCCUCCUCAACGCGCGACUACACAACAAUGCACCCGGCCUUCCGCCCCCGAACCUCUCAACCAACGCGUCCACCUCCCGCAACCCCACCUCCCCCACCACCGGCGUCCGCCUCCGCCGCCCUCCGCAGAACAACUUCCUCGGUCUCAACCAUGACCGCCUACACCUACGCGAACACUUACACCUACACAACCUCCAAGGCCAACCCGAACACAAGCGCAAGCGCGAGUCGCCUCGGCACAGGAACCGGCUCAGAGAGCAACCUGGGCGAGCGCGCCCAACUACAAAACAUGAUCGUCUUCGGCGCCGAGGACGACGACGACGACGACGAUGACGACGACUCGAUCAACCCGCACUCCCACUCCGACGACGACGACUACGACGACCAAAGCCUCCACCCAAGCGCCCUCCUCUCCUCACAUCCCAGGACCGAGAAUCCCUCCUCCUCUCCCUCCUCUGAAGAGCAGACCCGCUUCGGCGACGUCCGCCUCCGACCCCAAUACGCCACCGUGCCCUCCCCGCCGCUGCUGGAGAGAAAAAUCGUCGUGCAGCAUUACGAUAUCCGUGCGGAACACCCUCGGCCCCAUCACGCCAGCAUCAGUGGCGCAGUUGUGGGCGGCAGUAACGGUGGAAUCGGGAACGAUGCGUCGUCGUCGUCCUUGGAAUAUCCCGACGACGAGGAGGAUCUGCUCUUUGCGGAGUUGGGCUAUCUGGGGGAGAGCAUCAUCUGUUAGAGGACUUUUCUUUCCUUCAUUGAGUCUCGGAAGUUGUGGGUCUAAUUUAUAAUGUGUGUUCAUGUGUUUGCAUUUGUGUUCGUGUCAUGAGGCAGAGGGGACAGAGGCUGACGGAGGGAGGAUUGGUGUCUUGGGAGUUCGGCCGUUGCUGUUGUUGCUGUUCUUUUUUCAUGUGGCUUCUUUCUCCUGGGAAAGGGAAUGUGGGUUCUGGAGUUCCUUGGGAUUGUUAUCACUUCUUUCUU
Dissoconium aciculare CBS 342.82 is the source of this 3649-nucleotide messenger RNA. RefSeq lists its product as uncharacterized. The transcript has a single exon. NCBI's taxonomy places the organism in Eukaryota, Fungi, Ascomycota, Dothideomycetes, Mycosphaerellales, Dissoconiaceae. The coding region runs from base 321 to 3407 and encodes 1028 amino acids. The record is from RefSeq and is a predicted model, not a curated record.